This is a messenger RNA of Phodopus roborovskii (desert hamster), 951 nucleotides long. It is a transcript of the gene Ffar1, whose product is annotated as free fatty acid receptor 1. Lineage: Eukaryota; Metazoa; Chordata; Mammalia; Rodentia; Cricetidae. The record is from RefSeq and is a predicted model, not a curated record. Gene Ontology annotation, biological process: response to fatty acid; G protein-coupled receptor signaling pathway; positive regulation of insulin secretion. Gene Ontology annotation, cellular component: plasma membrane. Gene Ontology annotation, molecular function: bioactive lipid receptor activity.
GCAGCCAGCACCCACCCAUCCGGCCCCAUGACCCUGCCUCCACAGCUCUCCUUCGCCCUCUACGUGUCCGCCUUCGCACUGGGCUUCCCGCUGAACCUGCUGGCCAUCCGAGGUGCCGUGGCCCACGCGAGACUGCGACUCACCCCCAGCCUGGUCUAUACACUCCACCUGGGCUGCUCUGACCUCCUCCUGGCCAUCACGCUACCCCUGAAGGCUGUGGAGGCCCUGGCUUCUGGGGCCUGGCCCCUGCCACUCCCUUUCUGCCCUGUCUUUGUCCUGGCCCACUUUGCCCCGCUCUAUGCAGGUGGAGGCUUCCUGGCGGCUCUCAGUGCCGGACGCUACUUGGGGGCUGCCUUCCCCUUCGGGUACCAAGCCAUUCGGAGGCCCCGUUAUUCCUGGGGCGUGUGUGUGGCUAUAUGGGCCCUUGUCCUCUGCCACAUGGGACUGGUCCUUGGUUUGGAGGCUCCUGGAGGGUGGCUGAACAACGCCACCAGUUCCCUGGGAAUCAACAUACCUGUGAAUGGUUCCCCAGUCUGCCUGGAAGCCUGGGAUCCCAACUCCGCCCGCCCUGCCCGCCUCAGUUUCUCCAUCCUGCUCUUCUUUCUGCCCUUGGUCAUCACCGCCUUCUGCUAUGUGGGCUGCCUCCGGGCCCUGGCCCACUCAGGCCUGAGCCACAAACGGAAAGUCAGGGCAGCUUGGGUGGCUGGAGGGGCCCUUCUCACACUCCUGCUCUGCUUGGGGCCCUACAAUGCCUCCAAUGUGGCUAGUUUCGUAAACCCGGACCUAGGCGGAUCCUGGAGGAAGUUGGGGCUCAUCACAGGGGCCUGGAGUGUGGUGCUCAACCCAUUGGUCACUGGCUACUUGGGAGCAGGUCCUGGCCGAGGGACAGUAUGUAUGCAAGGAGGAACAAUUCAGAAGUAGCAGCCACCUCUGGAGUCAAGGGGCACUGAA